Molecule: messenger RNA, 1017 nt
Organism: Emiliania huxleyi CCMP1516
Lineage: Eukaryota; Haptophyta; Isochrysidales; Noelaerhabdaceae
Exons: 6
Coding region: 1-1017 (338 amino acids)
Source: RefSeq, a predicted model, not a curated record
AUGGCACCGACGCAGCUCAGCAUUGUGCUGGAGCGCCUGCUCAACGAACUCGGGGUAGUCGACCUCAGUACGUUCGAGGCUGUGCUCAUGCACGAUACAGGGCGCGGCAGCACUGCUACCGCUGGCGUAAUCUCUGAGUUGGAAGAGAAGUUGCGGUCACAGACUAAGGAGCUCGCUUCUGAGCAGCGCUCUGCGAGCGCUGUGAAGAGGGCACUCGCGUCGGCGCGGGAUGAGCUUGCUGCGGCACAAGAGCUGAGGCGCUCCGACUGCGACAACCUGAGGAGAGCGCAGCAGGCUGCUAAACGCGACAUCAAAGCGGCCGAGCGGAUGGCCGACCGCGAGGCAAAACACGCAGCUCGAGCUGAGUGUGAGUGGCGUAUCGGCAAGAUGCGGGCCAAGAUGCAGGCUGAGCUGCGCGAGCAGCUCGACGCGCGGCAGAUUUCGAUGGAGGCAGAGGCGAGGCGCGCUGAUGCCGCAGAGGCGGGGAGAGACAGCGUUGCGCGAGCAUUGGAGAGGCCAGCCUCCGGCUUCUCAGCGUGUCGCGAGUGCUGGAUCUCUGUCUGCCUGGGCCAGUGCGCUACUUGCGGCGCGCAAUUCCUGCUCAAGUACGCGCACCGUACCAUGUGCUGCCGCUAUGCGUGCCGUAAGGCGGCUGCGGCGAAGCGGCGGGCGCGGCAUACACCGAUGCGCGAUGGCAGUGCGGACGAUGCGUUUGCGAUGUGUUCUGCUUCAAGAUGGUCUGUGGGGAAAAAACCAAAGCGGAGCGGUGGCCGGCGGCCCCAACAGCUAAAGGUCAACAUCCCCUCCGGCUACGACAAUGUGAACCUGAUCUGGUCCUCACGGGUGCUCAAGUGCUUCAAGAUCGUGGCGGUGCUUGGCAUGGAUAUGCACUUCUGCGAUCCCAAUCAGCUCAUCGCAACGAAGCAGCGCAACAAGCUGGCUGCUGCCAACAAGGUCCUAUGCUACCUCACGCGCGGAUCGUUCAAAGAGGACCAGCGCAUACACAGGCUUCUCUGA